AUGGCUUCAAUCCCAACGAGCGUUGACGAGCAGACUAGAAGGAAUGAAGAGCUGGCAACUGCGAUCCUGAAGGAUAAGGUUAAGCCUAAUCGGUUAAUGGUCGAUCAGUCCUCCAACGAUGACAACUCGGUCGUUGGGCUAUCGCAGGCAAAAAUGGACGAACUGGGUCUUUUCCGAGGCGAUGCUAUACUGCUGAAGGGUAAAAAACGCAAAGAAACCGUGUGCGUCGCCCUUCCUGACGAAAGUUGUUCAAAUGAGAAGAUUAAAAUGAAUCGUGUUGUUCGAAACAAUCUUCGAGUUCGUCUUGGUGAUAUCAUUAGCGUAAAUCCAGCAACAGAUUUACCUUAUGGCAAGCGAAUACAUGUCCUACCCAUUGACGAUACUAUCGAGGGGCUAACGGGGAAUCUUUUUGAAGUUUUUCUAAAACCUUAUUUUUUGGAAUCCUAUCGUCCAAUACACAAGGGUGAUCUCUUCACUGUUAAUGCUGCAAUGAGGACAGUGGAAUUUAAGGUUAUUGAGACGGAGCCGACUCCAUCGUGUAUAGUUUCUGCUGAAACUGUGAUACAUUUUGAAGGAGAGCCUGUGAAGAGAGAAGAAGAGGAAGAAAGCAUGACGGAU
Messenger RNA from Enterobius vermicularis (human pinworm), 618 nucleotides. The record is from the annotation of a GenBank genome assembly. Lineage: Eukaryota; Metazoa; Nematoda; Chromadorea; Rhabditida; Oxyuridae.